Messenger RNA from Neocloeon triangulifer, 3029 nucleotides. RefSeq names its product sodium-coupled monocarboxylate transporter 1-like. The transcript is spliced from 15 exons. Bases 198 to 1964 code for a protein of 588 amino acids. Gene Ontology annotation, biological process: transmembrane transport; sodium ion transport. Gene Ontology annotation, cellular component: membrane. Gene Ontology annotation, molecular function: symporter activity. Lineage: Eukaryota; Metazoa; Arthropoda; Insecta; Ephemeroptera; Baetidae. The record is from RefSeq and is a predicted model, not a curated record.
CGAGGCCACUUUAGUAAUAAUCGCGGGCGUGCACUUUGCAUGUGCUAAUCGCGCGAUUCCAUUCAUUCACUGCCCGUCCCUGCCGAAUUCAACUGGUGCUUGGUCCCGUGAGGAGAUUUGCAUGUUAGGCGACUCUAAUAUUAACAAAGACUCCAAUUGGAUUUAAUUCGUCGAGUUUCUUACGCAACAAAAAGAACAUGGAUUUGGAAACGUGUAGUCCAGUAGUGUCGCACUUUAAGUGGCCGGACUACUUGGUUUGCUUCCUGAUGCUCCUGGUAUCGGCGGCAAUUGGCGUCUAUUACGGUUUCAAGAGAAAGGAGUCGUCGACCAACGAAAUCCUGAUGGGUGGUCGAAAGAUGGCAACUUUUCCCAUGGCAAUGUCUUUACUUGCAAGCUUCAUGUCUGCGAUAACGCUGCUGGGCAACCCCGCCGAGAUGUACAAUUACGGCACACAGUUUGUCAUGAUUGGGGUGGCCUAUUUCUUUGCCACGGCAAUCGCUGCCUAUUUAUUCAUGCCGGUGUUCCACCGACUCGGUCUCACUUCAGCCUACGAAUACUUGGAGAUGCGGUUCAGCAGGUCUGUCAGACUCUUUGGCUGCAUCACGUUCGUCAUUCAUAUGGUAUCUUACAUGCCAAUAGUUGUUUACGCACCAGCACUGGCACUAAAUCAAGUGACCGGAAUAGACACAUUCGCAGCGGUAACGGUGAUUUUCAUCGUCUGCAUUUUUUACACGUCCAUCGGUGGAAUCAAAGCUGUGAUCUGGACCGACACAUUUCAAGUGAUGAUGAUGUUCGCUGGUAUGGUUGCAGUCGUGAUCAGGGGCAAUUCCGACGUCGGCGGCUUCGGAGCCGUUUGGAGCGCAACGCAGCGAUCCGGAAGGGCCGAGUUUUUUAAUCUAGACUGGGACCCAAGAGCGAGGCAAACGUUGUGGAACAUGGUAAUCGGCGGCACUUUUCUUUGGAGCAGCACUUACUCGGCCAACCAAGCGCAAAUUCAACGUUACCUCACUGUGCCGACUGAAAAGCAGGCCAUCAACGCACUCUGGAUUAAUGGUGUUGGCCUAGUUGUCCUGUUGCUGGUUUGUUGCUGGGCGGGCCUCGUCAUGUACGUCAAAUACGCGGCCUGCGACCCUUUGGCUGCUGGGCUCGUAAAGGCCUCUGACCAACUGAUGCCCUUGUUUGUCAUGGACACGAUGGCCGACUACCCCGGAGUGCCUGGUUUGUUUGUUGCUGGAAUUUUCAGCGGCGCCCUCAGCUCUGUUUCCACCGGUCUUUCGGCUCUUUCCGCGAUCACUUUGAAAGAUUUUAUUGGCGGCUGCUUCGGAAUUCAGAUGGAGGACUCAAAAGCGGCCCGUUUGUCCAAAUGGAUAAGUGUUGCUUAUGGAAUGCUCAGUUUGGGGCUUGUUUUUGUCGUCGCGCAACUAGGUGCUGUAUUGCAGGCAGCCCUGAGUGUUCACGGAAUAGUCGGGGGCCCCAUAUUAGGCGUCUUUUCCUUGGGUGUCUUUGUACCUUGGGUUAAUUCAAAGGGUGCAUUUGCAGGUGCAAUUACAGGCUUGCUUUUCAUGUCAUGGAUGGGCGGCGGUGCCCAAUACGUGACAGCGUUGGGACAAAUGCAGUUCCCAAUGAAAGAGACCUCGGUGACCGGAUGCAAUUGCACCAUCGCCGACCACCUCCUGAGCAACCAAACCAUCCCAGAAUAUCCUGACGUUUUUCCGAUAUUUGCCGUGUCCUACAUGUGGUACGCGAUCAUCGGGUGGCUAGUGACCGUUGUGGUGGCCAUUGUUGUCAGCUUUGCCACCGGAUUUUCCAUUCCUAAGCACACAGACAUCCACCUCCUGUCGCCGGUUUUCGUCCGACUGAUGGACUCGCUCAGCCGCGAGUGGCAGACCUCGCUAGGCUGGCCCCACAAGGAGGAAAGAAAUGCGAGGAAGCAAACAGAAAUGCAACUUCUCAACGCACAGUGAAUAGAGAAAUUCUCAUUUUUUUUUUUUAUAAAAUUAAUUAUUAAAUAAUAAAUUUUUAAAGUUAAGAUGACCUUCUGGAGUUUUUAAUUUUCACUGUAAAAAAUUUAUUUUUCAAUUAAUUAAAAAUUCAAUACUAGAAUAACAUAUCUUAACUUGGAUUUAUUUUAAAUCUGAUGUAAUUGAUUUUUUAUAGUAUAAUUCCUGAUAGUGGUAAAAAUUUGCAAGGUAUAUUUUGCUUAAAUGUUCCAAUGUUUGCUGAAAUUGAUUUGGUUUCAUUAUAAAAAUACUUUUUAUAAUUUUUUAGUUAAUCUGUUGAUAUAAUCUAAAGACAGUGAAAAUGAAUGAGUAGAAGACGCUGUUGUGGUAAAUAAAAGAAGAAAUUUUUAUGCCAUACUAUAAAACUCUAGAAAUUCUUUUUUCCUUUUUCCAUUGUUGUUCCACACUGAUGCACUUUCUGCACAUUCGGAGGGGUGCUGAGCAUCGCCCGGAAAGAAAUUUUAUGUAUAAAAAUUGAAAUUUUCCUGCUUUCACGCUUCGGCAAACCGAGUUUUUUUCCAGCACACUUAGCCUGUCAUCGUGCGGUGGAAUUUUUCGCGCGUUUCUGGUCGUAUUAUCUUGAAGGAGACACACACACCCGCUUUGUGAGGGAUCCACGUGCGAAAAGAGAAAGAUGAGCAGGUAGGGUGAGUACGUAGGCUUUUUGUCGAGCACAGAUAACAGCCAGGUUGCAUAACCCUCGACAACGGCUCGAGGGAGGUUUUAUUGUUGUCGGCUGAUGAUGUAGUCUCUGAGGGGGCGAGAAAAACUUGAGGCCCGCUUUGAUAAUGAAACUCGCACCACCGGGCUUCGCACCAAAAUUUCUUUGCGACGAGAGUGUGAGAAAGAUGGAGGUGUCUGAAGCUUCUUUUUUACUUUCACUUUCGGGCCAUUUUUAUACACCGCAAUUCAUGAAAGAUGAAAGAGAGAAUUUUCAAAAGAAAAAUAAAACAAAGACCCCUGUACAGUAAAAAUUAUGUCAAGAAGAAAAUUAACAAGGAAACGGCGAUGAGAUGAUUUUGAGACAUA